AUGAGGUAUGCCCUUAAAUGCAUUGACAAAGAUGACAAUGCGCUUCGCGAGCUGGCCAUCUUGAAGAAGCUCGACCACCCCUUCAUCGUCAAAUUGCACAGCCAGACCAUAUAUCGGUCGAAAAUUGGUCUUUUGUUGGAGCUCGUAUCAGGGUGCGAACUGAUCCAUGCACUCGAGCACGUCGGCGUUGAUCAGGCGGCUUCCUUCUACGCUGGCUGCCUUGUUCUUGCCCUGGGCUAUCUUGCAGACAGAGGCAUUUGCCACCUCGACAUCAAGGCUGAGAACUGCCGCCUCGAUGCGGAGGGUUACCUGAAGCUGCUCGAUUUUGGCAGCGCUGUGGAUGCUCACUGCAAGCAGAGUGGCCUGGUUGGCACCCCGCGAUGCAUGGCGCCAGAGAUUAUCAUUGGCUGCGUGCAUAGCACCAUGUGCGACCUUUGGAGCCUUGGGGUUGUGGUCUACUGGAUCGUUAUCGGAGAUUUCCCAUUCGGGAAAGACAGCUCCGCCACCAAUGAGCAGAUUUAUCAGGAGGUGCUCGAUGCAGAUGUCCACUUCCCAGAAAGGCUUCCACCAUGUGCUGUCGGCCUUCUGCAGGGGCUCCUGACGAAGGACCCGCUGACGCGAUUGGGGCAUGCAGACCUUCAACAUCAUGAUUUCUUUAAGGCAUGUUGUUGGCCAAAGCUCCUGAACAAACAGUACGUCGCGCCAUGGAAGCCGCCUCCUGAGGCUGCACAAACGAGGCAGAGGAUGCCCAUUUGA
Molecule: messenger RNA, 756 nt
Organism: Symbiodinium sp. CCMP2592
Lineage: Eukaryota; Dinophyceae; Suessiales; Symbiodiniaceae
Source: the annotation of a GenBank genome assembly